Molecule: messenger RNA, 1835 nt
Organism: Sesamum indicum (sesame)
Lineage: Eukaryota; Viridiplantae; Streptophyta; Magnoliopsida; Lamiales; Pedaliaceae
Product: cytochrome P450 81Q32
Molecular function (GO): heme binding; iron ion binding; oxidoreductase activity, acting on paired donors, with incorporation or reduction of molecular oxygen
Source: RefSeq, a predicted model, not a curated record
AUGAGGUCUUUUCCUUUAAGAAAUAGCUUCAACUCUAUAAAUACAUCCAAAUGAAUCUGUAAUUAACUUUGCAGCAGCAAGAAAUAGUGAAAAUUGUUGCAGCAAUGGAGCUCACUCUUUAUUGCACUAUACUUUUAGUUUUCCUACUCACGCUAAGGCAUUUUCUAGUGAAGCAACAAAGAAACAACAAACCUCCAAGCCCACCUGCACUUCCACUGAUAGGCCAUCUCCAUCUGGUGAAAGAGCCAUUGAAUCAAACUCUACAAGCUCUCUCGGCCAAGUACGGCGACAUAUUGUCGCUUCGGCUUGGCGUCCGUAAGGUCCUCGUCGUCACCUCCCCUGCUGCUGUGGAAGAAUGCUUCACCAAGAACGAUGUCAUUUUCGCCAACCGGCCGUCCACCCUCUCGACAAAGCAUUUCAGUUAUAACUACACUACAAUAAGUAUAGCCCCCUAUGGAGAUCAUUGGCGAAACCUACGUCGUCUUGCAGCGCUUGAGAUCUUUUCCCCUGCUCGGAUUGCCAUGUUCACAGCCACGAGGAGACGGGAACUGUCACUUCUGCUAAAUGAACUCUUGCGCGAUGCAGAAGCAGGUGGGGGAUCGACAAAGGUGGAUCUGAAGUCCAAGUUCAUCGAGCUGGCUUUUAAUGUGCUUUCGAUGACUAUAGCUGGGAAAAGAUACUAUGGAGAGAAUGUGGUCGACGCCGAGGAGGCGAGAAGGGUUAGAUUCAUAAUCAGGGAGAUGCUCGAGUACAGUGGGAAUACGAAUUUAGGCGAUCUUUUACCGUUUUUACAGUGGGUGGAUUUCCAGGGCCUGGAGAAGAGGUUUGCGGCUUUAAUGGAAAAGCUUGACAAGUUUAUGCAGGACUUGGUAAAUGAACGCCGUGAAUUGAUGUUCAAGGCUGGACUUUACGGUGGAAACGGUGGACAUUCCGGGAAGACGAUGAUCGAUCACCUGCUAUCAUUGCAAGAAAAUGAACCGGAGUAUUACACUGAUGAGCUCAUCAAAGGAAUUAUACUGGUGCUGCUCAUUGCAGGCACGGACACGAUGUCAAUAAGCAUGGAAUGGGCAAUGUCGCUACUACUUAACCAUCCUGCCGCUAUAAAAAAAAUAAAAGCUGAAAUAGAUGCUAACGUUCCAGCGGAUCGCCUCUUAGACGAGCAAGACCUGCCUAAGCUAAGCUACUUGCAGAACGUAAUCACAGAAACUCUACGUUUAUACCCACCGGUCCCGUUCUUGAUACCUCAUGAAGCCUCUGAAGAUUGUACAGUUGGUGGCUACAACAUAUCGAAGGGAACAAUGUUGCUAGUCAAUUUGUGGUCCAUUCACAGGGAUCCAAGAUUAUGGGACGAGCCAACAAAGUUUGUGCCUGAGAGACACGAGACAAUGAACGGAGAAGGGUUUAUGCUCCCAUUUGGAGCCGGAAGGCGUAAAUGCCCUGGUGGGGGUAUUGCCGGCAGGGUGCUUGGAUUGACACUCGGGACAAUGAUUCAGCUCUUCGAGUGGGAGAGAGUUAGCGAUGAAUUGGUGGACAUGACGGAAGGUACAGGGUUCAGUAUACCAAAGGUUAAGGCCUUGGAGGCUGUAUGCAAACCAAGGGAAGCCAUAGAGAAGUUUUCUUUACUCCUUAAUUGAGAUUGGUUUUGGUUUCUGGUCUAUGUUUGCCACAUAUGCUUCUUUGUGUUUGAUCACAAGCUCAUCAAGUAUGAUUUCAUGUGCUUCUUUCCAUGUAGGCUGUAAAGUUUUUCAUAGAGGGUCUUAGAGAAGGCUUAUAACCUCUUCAAAACAUAUUGUGAAAUGUGGGGAAGUUUAUAAGGUGAAGAGUGUGGCAACUUC